ACUGUUUUUUAAUUCUUAAAUCAGAGUGGAACUCAAAUGAAAUGUUGAAAAAAAAAAAUCAGGUCUUUAUGGCAGGAGUGACGUUAAAGUCUGGUUUGCUAGAUUCUUAGGUUUUUGCACCUGGUUACUUCUCUGCUUUUCCACCUACCCUUUUCACUCCUCAUGUCGAGGCUACUUUGAAUUGUUCACAUGCUCUUUCAUUUGAUGUCUCAAUGUCUUUGCCUUCUUCAACAGCAUCUUUCUAAAUUACCUGUAUCACCUUUGUCCAUAAAACACAUAUGGAUGUGGAAUAACACAGUGUAAAAAAAGUAAGGGAGUUUCUAGCAAUACACAUUCACAAAACUAUGAUUUUUUUCCAUUUAAUAUUUUGGUGACUGUGGGGUGUUGACUUAAUCACGUAAGUUUAAAUAUUUUACCAGGUGCCCGUCAGAAAAACAGAAACACAAUGAACACAAGCACACUGUCUCUCAAAAACUGCAGGGUCAGAAUCAAGAGGUCCCUAGAACAGACGACACGACGAUGGUCACACGAAUGUUUUCAAAUUCGCACUACUCCAAAGUCACUAGACCUCAGAGUCUCUCGACCCGCUAGACUCCCUACCCCAAAUUCCACCGCAGAAAUCUUCCACACUCGAUCACCCAAGGGCACUUCUUCUUCUCUGACUGCCGCCAGGAGCUUCAGGCUCAGGCUGGCCCAUCUCUUCUCGUCACGGUGCCCAGAUCUUUUCCCAACUUCAUCCCACUGAAGCCCAGUCCCAGGUGGGGCCGGGAUCAGACGGAACUAAACGGACUCAGCGGUGCUUCCUUCACGGACCAUACACCAUAACGCCGAGAACCCGAAUAUACAGCCAACUGCACGCAGCAAGCGAAUUUUUGCAGAAAAUAGAUUUGGACCGAGGAGGCCUCUGGGAAAUGUAGUUCUGGGCAGCAAAACCGCAGACCUUUUCAGAUUCUCCUCAGCACCAAGUAAGCACUCCCAGGCUCCGAGUGUCAGACUCAUGGGAGGCAGCUGCUGCAAAACUCUCAGCUGAGGUCCCUCGGCAGAUCUGAGAGCCCCUCCACGGUGCGGUGGGUCAUUCCGGUUACCCCGACAACGGGAGGGCCAGUCCCUCCUCGGCGAGCCGCGGGGGCCUCUGGGAAGAGUUAGCUGCGUCUAACGGACCUGGGCUGGUGCUGCCCACCGCCACAGUCGGCGCUGACCUGAGCGGCACCCCUCACUCGGGCCGCACCGGCUGUGCCUUUCGGGCGGUGUUGAGGUGUGGAACUGGGGCCUGUGUCUGCGGGAUCGUUGGUUCUUCAGGUAUUAUGGAUUUAUUCAUUCAUCUACUCACCAUUUAUUGAAUGCUGCAUGUGACAGGAGUUAAAAGAUGCUUGAGAUACAGCAUUGAACAAAGUAGACAGACUCUGCUAUCAUGGUACUUAAAUUGUUGUGGGUCAGAUAAUAAGUGAGCUCUGCCUUCUCAGGCCCAGUCCAUUCCCAGAAAGAAGAGGAAAUGAAUGAAUUCCAGGACACGGUGACAUUCAAAGAUGUGGCUAUUGAUUUCACUCAGGAAGAGUGGCAGCAAUUGGAUCCAGCUCAAAGGAACCUGUACCGGAAUGUGAUGCUAGAAAACUAUAACAACUUAAUCACAGUGGGAUGUCCAUUCACCAAACCUGAUGUGAUUUUCAAGUUGGAGCAAGAAGAAGAACCAUGGGUCAUGGAGGAAGAAGUGUUAAAGAAACACUGUCCAGGAGAAAUAUGGGGGAUGGAUGAGCAGCUGAAAAUUCAGGACAGGCUUUUGACACAACUUGAAGAUAAAUUCACAAAAACACUGACUGAAGAAAAAGUCAGUGAAUGUCAUAAGAAAUUUGCAAAUGCAUUCCCUCUGAACUCAGACUUUUUUCCUUCCAGUCACAGUGUCUAUGAAUAUGACUUAUUUGGAAAGUGUUUAGAACAUAAUAAUUUCAACUAUUAUGAGAGAAUCUUUAUAGGAAGAGAAGACUGUGAAUAUAAGGAGCCUAUGAAAUCAUUUGGCAAUAGCUUAUCCCAUCUUGUAGUAACCCCCUUUAAGUGUAAUCAUUGUGGAAAAGGUUUUGAUCAAACUUUGGACCUCAUCAGACACUUGAGAAUUCAUACCGGAGAGAAGCCCUAUGAAUGUAAAAAAUGUAGAAAAGCCUUCAGUCACAAGGAAAAACUGAUUAAACAUCAUAAAAUUCACAGUAGGGAGCAGUCUUAUGAAUGUAAUGAAUGUGGGAAAGCUUUCAUUAAAAUGUCAAAUCUCAUUAGACAUCAACGAAUCCAUACUGGAGAGAAACCCUAUGCAUGUAAGGAGUGUGGGAAAUCCUUCAGCCAGAAAUCAAAUCUAAUUGAUCAUGAAAAAAUUCAUACUGGAGAGAAGCCUUAUGAAUGUCAUGAGUGUGGAAAAGCAUUCAGCCAGAAGCAAAGCCUCAUUGCACAUCAGAAAGUUCAUACUGGGGAGAAACCUUAUGCAUGUAAUGAAUGUGGUAAAGCCUUCCCACGAAUAGCAUCUCUUGCUCUUCAUAUGAGAAGUCAUACAGGAGAGAAACCUUAUAAAUGUGAUAAAUGUGGAAAAGCCUUCUCUCAGUUUUCCAUGCUUAUUAUACAUGUGAGAAUUCAUACAGGUGAGAAACCCUAUGAAUGUAAUGAAUGUGGAAAAUCUUUCUCUCAAAGCUCAGCCCUUACUGUACAUAUGAGAAGUCAUACUGGUGAGAAACCUUAUGAAUGUAAGGAAUGUAGAAAAGCCUUCAGCCACAAGAAGAACUUCAUUACACACCAAAAGAUUCAUACUAGAGAGAAACCUUAUGAAUGUAAUGAAUGUGGGAAAGCUUUCAUUCAGAUGUCAAAUCUUGUUAGACACCAGAGAAUUCACACUGGAGAAAAACCCUAUAUAUGUAAGGAAUGUGGCAAAGCCUUUAGCCAGAAAUCAAAUCUCAUUGCUCAUGAAAAAAUUCAUUCUGGAGAGAAACCCUAUGAAUGUAAUGAAUGUGGGAAAGCCUUCAGCCAAAAGCAAAACUUUAUUACACAUCAAAAAGUUCACACUGGAGAGAAACCUUAUGACUGUAAUGAAUGUGGUAAAGCCUUCUCUCAAAUUGCUUCCCUUACUCUUCAUCUGAGAAGUCACACAGGGGAAAAGCCUUAUGAAUGUGAUAAAUGUGGGAAAGCCUUCUCUCAGUGCUCACUACUUAAUUUACAUAUGAGAAGUCAUACAGGUGAGAAACCCUAUGUAUGUAAUGAAUGUGGAAAAGCUUUCUCUCAAAGAACUUCCCUUAUUGUACACAUGAGAGGUCAUACAGGUGAGAAACCUUAUGAAUGUAACAAAUGUGGAAAAGCCUUCUCCCAAAGUUCCUCCCUUACAAUACAUAUACGAGGUCAUACAGGUGAGAAACCCUUUGACUGUAGUAAAUGUGGAAAAGCCUUUUCCCAAAUCUCAUCUCUUACACUUCACAUGAGAAAACAUACAGGUGAGAAGCCUUAUCAUUGUAAUGAGUGUGGUAAGGCCUUCAGCCAAAAGUCACACCUUGUUAGACACCAGAGAAUUCAUACUUAUUAGAAAUAGAAACUAUAAAUCUUGUGAAUAUGGAAAAAGACUUCAGAAGGAAUUCGCAUUUCCUUGCACAUUAUAUAAUGGGAUCUAGAGCAGAAAACUGUGAAUGUGGGAAAGCCUUUUUAAGAAGCCACACAUUUGUGAUACAGAAUUCUUACCAAGGGGACAAAAUGUAUGAGAAAGCUGAUCAUAAAAAACCUUCAGCAGACAUCUUACCUAAUGAUAUUUAUUCAGCAUUCUCACUAAAAUCUGAAACAAGAUAUUUGCUAUCAGCUUAUCAACAUGAUAGUUGAGCUCCUAGCCAUUGCAGAAAAAAGAAAUACUUUUAAAAUAACCUUUUUAUACUAGAAUAGUUAAUUAGAAGAUAUGUUGAUAUAAAAUAUUUAUGAAUAAACAUAAUAGUGAAUUACAACACAUAUAUAUGUAGUUAAACAUUUUGAAGGUUACAAAAGAACACCUGAAAUUUUGAGAAAAAUAACAUUGUCUAAAAAGACAUAGUUAUAUAUAUAUAAUUUCUCACAAAUCUCUAAAGUACUUCCACUCAAAAAAAAUUUUUUUUUACCAGUUACGUUUUUAAGAAUUUUACAAACUGAUUGAAAUUUUAUAUAGGAAUAUAAAGGGCCACAAAUAGGUGAAAUAUGUAAAAAAAAAAACAAAAAACGAGAGAGAAGAUACACCAUUAGAUAUCACAUUUAUUUAAAGCUGGUAUCAUUGUUUUUAAACUAUGUUCUUAAUGAGUAUAUCAGUGAAACAAGUUGAAGAUUGGAGGAAGGAGAUAUGGAAAUUUUGUGUAUUAUAGUGCUAUUCAAAUCACUGGAGAGAAAAUGACCUAUUCAAUAAAUGGAAGAUUCAUAUUAACAAAAAAUGUUAGCUCUCUACUUUUUAUCAUAUACAAAAAUAAAAUCCAAACAAACUGAAGACUAGAACAUAAAAAGCAAAAUUCUAUAUGAUGAAAAUAAAAUAGACUAUAUUUCCUACUUUAGAGUAACAGGAUUUCUUUAAACAUACAUAAAUAUGGAACAUUCAGUUCUCUUUUGGUGCAUUGGCUUCAGAGGCACCCACAUAUGUCACAGAGAUACUUAUAUCUUUAUGUUAAAUGGUCAUGGUUUGUAUUCCUCUAAAUAGAAUACAUACAUUUCCAUUAAGAGAGGGAUAGAGUGAUACAAUAUGGUUUUCUAUGAUAGAACAUAAUAUUUAAAAAUACAAAUUUGACAUAUAAUUACAUGGAUAGACUACAUAAUAUUGACAGAAAAAGCAAAAUGUACCGUGAACAUUUCUAUAAUAAUGCAAAGAACAGUACUGUGUGUUGAUCAUGGAUACAUAUAUGACAUUGACUGCCUUUUAGGAAGUGAAGGCAGUUGUUAGAUUUAUCUGCAAUAUUUCUUUAAUAAAAGACAAAGCAAAUAUGACAGUAAUAA
Molecule: messenger RNA, 4962 nt
Organism: Cervus elaphus (red deer)
Lineage: Eukaryota; Metazoa; Chordata; Mammalia; Artiodactyla; Cervidae
Gene: ZNF569
Product: zinc finger protein 569
Exons: 6
Coding region: 1493-3550 (685 amino acids)
Biological process (GO): negative regulation of transcription by RNA polymerase II
Molecular function (GO): DNA-binding transcription repressor activity, RNA polymerase II-specific
Source: RefSeq, a predicted model, not a curated record